Mesoplodon densirostris (Blainville's beaked whale) is the source of this 4916-nucleotide messenger RNA. It is a transcript of the gene ZNF473, whose product is annotated as zinc finger protein 473. Gene Ontology annotation, biological process: negative regulation of transcription by RNA polymerase II; regulation of immune system process; regulation of cytokine production. NCBI's taxonomy places the organism in Eukaryota, Metazoa, Chordata, Mammalia, Artiodactyla, Ziphiidae. Bases 173 to 2755 code for a protein of 860 amino acids. The record is from RefSeq and is a predicted model, not a curated record. The transcript is spliced from 5 exons.
AGUAGCUCUGAAAAGAUUCUCCCGGUAACGGAAGUGGCUGCGGGGAGGCGCGUGUCAGAGGGGUUGGGUCUCCGGCUCCCACCCGUUGGGGUCGAGUCUUUUAACCCGGCUGACCGCUGUUUCGAGGAGGGGGAGCUUAAAGGAGGACUCGGCUGCUGGGCCCCCAUUGGCUAUGACUGAGGAAUUUGCGACCCUCGAGGACAUAGCCAUGGACUUCACCUUGGAGGACUGGGAGCAGCUGGGGCUGGACCAGGGGGACCUGUUCUGGGACACGGCACUGGACAACUACCAGGACCUCUUCCUGCUGAAUCCCCCCAGACCCAACCUGACCUCCCAUCCAGAUGAUGGGGAAGAGCUGGCGGCCCCGGCGAAAGGAAGCCCAGAGUCAACAGGCCCUGACACUGCUGAGGCCAAGACCUCUCCUCUGCCACAGGACUUCUUGGAAGAAGGACUCUCCCAGGAGAUUACCGAGAUGUUUUCCAAGGAUGGCCUCUGGAACUCCCAUCUGGAAAAAACCUGCAUAGGUCAGAGCUGGUUAGAUAGUUUGCUAGGAGAUCCGGAAAGUCUUCUGAAGUCCGAUAUUGUUACCAGCAAGGAAAGUCCCACAGAAUGCAAGAGCCGCGAACUCGAGAGCCACAAACUCAAGAGAGGCCUUGGUCCCAAGUCCCCCCUUUUCCCAGGAGCGGGUUCUGUGACUCUUGAUCUUCCUGAAAGGAGCCUGACACCAGCUAAGUCUCAGGAAAGUGGGAAUGACUUUGGGUGCUACUCAGACCAGAGCCAGCAAGAUAACAUCCAGGGAGGGGAGAAACCAUAUAAAUGUAGUGAGUGUGAGAAGAGCUUCAGCCAGAGCUACCAUCUGAUCCAGCACUGGAUUCUUCACACUAGGGAGGACCCCACUGUGCUUCAAGAGUGUGAGAAAGAUGUCAACCAGAGUUCUUGCCUUUUUGUGCAGUCAGUGACUCACACAAGCUCCAAGUCCUAUGUGGGUAACAAGUGCGGGAAGACUUCUAGUCAGAAUACAUACCUCCUGUGGCAUCAGAACAUUCACAGUGAAGAAAAAACAUGUAAGAGUCAAGACAGUGAUGGUCCAGCAGGUCACGACUCACAGCCUGUUGAGCAUCACAAACCACCCCCAGGUGGUAAAUCCUACAAAUGUAAUGAAUAUGGUGAGAGCCAAACCUUUCACCUCACCCGGUAUCAGAAAACCCACCCUCGGAAACGCUACGAAUGUGCCACAUGCAAGGCGGUCUUCAACUUUAAGAAAUACCUCCUCCACCAUCAGAAAAUUCAUGCUGCAAAAACGACCGCUGUGUGUCAGGAGUGCGGGAAGGCCUUCAGGCGAAGCUCCUUGCUUGUCAAACACCAGUCUGUUCACACUGGAGAAAAACCUUAUAAGUGCGAUGAGUGUGGGAAACGCUUCAGCCAUAUCCUGACCCUAAAGACCCACCAGAGGGUUCACAGGGGCGAGAAGCCUUACGAAUGCAACAAAUGUGGGAAAGCCUUUUACCGGAACACUCACCUUAAUGAACACCAGAGGGUUCACACAGGCUACAGGCCCUACAAGUGCCACAAAUGCACCAAGAGUUUCACCCGGCCCUCCCACCUAAAUCAACACCUGGCCAUUCACGCCACAGAAAAGCCCUACAGCUGUGCUGAAUGCAAGGAGACCUUCAGCCACAAUGAACACCUUGUUCAGCACCAGAAAAUCCACGCUGUGGAAACCCCCUACGAAUGUCAGGAGUGUGGUGAGCGCUUCAUUUGCCACUCGACCUUAACUUGCCACCAGAGCAUUCACACCAGAGAAAAACAAGGACUCGACGAAAGCAGGAAGAUCUUGAAUGAGAACCCAGAGCACAGAGAGCCUCCAAGGGUCAGCGAGAAGCGCUUUAAGUGUAACAAAUGUGAGAAAGCCUUCAGCUGCAAGAAAUACCUGACUCAGCACGAGCGGAUUCAUGCCAGGGUGAAGCCCUUUGAAUGUAACCAGUGUGGGAAGGCCUUUGGCCAAAGUUCACAGCUCAUCCGCCACCAGAGGAUCCACUCUGGAGUGAGGCCGUAUGAAUGUGGGGACUGCGGGAAGGCCUUCGUUCGUAGUGCCUCCCUUGCCAAACAUCAGUCCACUCAUAAGAGUGAGCACAGCCAAAGUGCAUGUCUCUCAGAACAUCAGUUAAUCCAAACUGCGGAGAAGCCCUUUGAACCUAACAAGUGUGAUGAAGUCUUUGCCUACAGUAACCACCUUGUUCAGCAUCAGGGAACUCAGGCAGGAAAGAAGUCCUUUGAGCAAAAUGAAUGCGGGAAAACAUCGCAGCAGAGCUCGUGCCUUUCCAAGCAUCAGAGAAUUCACACAGGUGAGAAGCCCUAUGAAUGUGGUGACUGUGGGAAAACCUUCAACCUGCGCGCUCGACUCAUCCAACACCAGAGAGUUCACACUGGAGAAAAGCCUUACGUUUGUCAGGAAUGUGGGAAAGCCUUCAGCCAGAGCUCAUGCCUUUCUACGCAUCGGAGAGUUCACAGUGGGGAGAAGCCUUUUGUGUGUGCCGAAUGUGGGAAAGCCUUCACCCAGAAAGCAAAUCUGAUGCAGCAUCAGAGAACUCACACUGGUGAGAAGCCUUAUGCUUGUGAUGUGUGUGGGAAAGCCUUUGGCCUUAGAGCCCAUCUCAGUCAGCAUCAGAGAAUUCACACCAAGGAGAAACCACAUCAGUGUCCACAUUGUCAGAAAGCCUUGUGCUGCUGCUCAGGUCUUAGCCGACAUCAGUGAGUUCACACUCCAAAGAAGCAGGUAGCAAUUCUGCCCAUGGCUGCUGGGUGGCAGCAGGAUCCCAGACAUCUGAGAAUGUGUUCAUCCGAGGCCCAAAGUUGAAACCAUCCCAGUGUAAGCCCCUCUCCUCCAAGAGUAAUAAAUCUCUUUAUUAAUAAAGAUUGAUUAGAAAAUUUGCACACAUGAGUUUCAUUAAGACAAUGAAAACACAAACAUUGAGAAGCUGUGGAGCUUUGGAAGUCAGAGGUAGACUGGAGCCAGUCUGCUGAGUUAAAUCCCAGCUCUGCCAUCUGCCACCUAAGUGACCUAGGGAAAGUCAUGGAACCUUUCAGGGCUUCAGUGUCCUCAUCUGUAAGACGGGCAAAAUAAUAGCUACCUACUUCAUAGGGCUGUUGUGAGGAUAAAGAGAUGUAAAGCACUUUAGAACUAAGUGCCCAGCACACAGUAAGUACUCACCAAGUGUGAGCUACAAACACGCAUCAGAUAUAACAAAUAUACUCUUUUACAUUAAAAGGAAGAGAAAAUUAAGCAACCCUCUAUCUUUAUUUCACUGCAGUCAACGUUAUUACUAAUAAUGUGCGUGGCUUUUAUUUUUAAAGUUUUCCACCAAAAUAUCCUUGGCUUCGUUGGAUCCAAAAACCCAGCACUUUGCUCUUAAAAAAAAAAAAAAAAAAAGCCUAGCCUUUUUCUUCCCUCCAUCUCUCAGCUCUGUCCUAGUACUUUCUUUCUUUCUUUUUUUAAAAUUAAUUAUUUAUUUUUUUGGCUGCGUUGGGUCUUCAUUGCUGCACACGGGCUCUUCUGUGGUUGCGGCGAGUGGAGGCUACUCCUUGUUGCGAUGCACAGGCUUCUCACUGUGGUGACUUCUCUUGUUGCGGAGCAUGGGCUCUAGGCACAUGGGCUUCAGUAGUUGUGGCACACAGGCUCAGUAGUUGUGGCUUGCAGGCUCUAGAGUGCAGGCUCAGUAGUUGUGGGGCACGGGCUUAGUUGCUUCACAGCAUGUGGGAUCUUCCUGGACCAGGGCUUGAACCCACGUCCCCUGCAUUGGCAGGCAGAUUCUUAGCCACUGCACCACCAGGGAAGCCCUGUCCUAGUAAUUUCUCAACCCGCAAACAGCCAAGAAGAACACGUAAGCUAACAUUGCAUGGCAAGAACUUUCCACUCCUAACCUCCCAAACCUCUCACUCAAAAGGACCCCCUCCCAUAUCCACAUACCACCCCUUCCCAUAAUCUCCUCCCAUUUAAAGUUGUUGGUUAAAUGAUGAGACCCAAUUUAUCAUGAGAGUUAAUACCGUAAACAGCUGGAUUCAGUUAGGAAAGCUGCAUUGGAUGUUGCUGUCUCCACAUGGUUCACACCAUUUAUACAGAAGAUGUGCUUGGUAGCAAAAACUGUGAUGCAGAGAAACGACUGCUGGAAUGUUCCUCCUUUACCAGUUGUCCAAGUUGGCCACUCACCAGGCACUUCCCUAGGCUCCAGGGUGGGGAACACCAAUACGGUAAUCCCCGCCCUUGCCUUGAAGCUUCUAGAAUCAGAGGGAAAUGGAUGGCCUCGUUUCCAUUGCCAAGUGACGUCUUAAAAUACCACAUUCUCUCAUGUCACAGCAAGUCCCCUGAGGAUUGUUGGCGAGCCCAGUGAGGACACAGUCCUUCCUGUUGGAGCCCCAGAGUUCACUGCUCACCUUGGCCAGGCUUGUUCUACAGCUGAGUCUCACCUCAGGGAACCACACCACCAGCUCUCUUGAUGGCACCUCCUCGGCCCUGAGCUUUUGUGUCCCACCAGCUAAGUGACCCAGUCACCUCUUUGCUGAAGCACAAUCUUACAAAGACAUUGGACUCUUGACACUUUUAAUAUUCUUUCAUAUUUUUGGUGCUAAAGAAAGUUCAGGAGUCUGUGCUCUGAGCCCUUAGGAUUUUCAAACCUUGCACCUUGAGUUGUGCUGGUCGCUGAAACUGGGACCUUAUUGGCUGACCGUUCACACCACAGUGGGGAGUGUACUGGUUUUCAAAUGGCGGAAACGUCCAAUUCCCCACCUGUUGUAUCUGGGCAACAGGCCUGAUAUAUACCUGAGGGGCAGGGCAGGGCAGGGGCGGAAACUCAACUUGAUCAGUGUGUUCAACCAAGAGUUUUGACACCACAGAUAGAGGUCAGAGGCCUUGUAGAAAG